Messenger RNA from Durotheca rogersii, 1569 nucleotides. Its product is annotated as FAD binding domain-containing protein. Bases 119 to 1474 code for a protein of 451 amino acids. Lineage: Eukaryota; Fungi; Ascomycota; Sordariomycetes; Xylariales; Xylariaceae. The record is from RefSeq and is a predicted model, not a curated record. The transcript has 4 exons. Gene Ontology annotation, molecular function: FAD binding; monooxygenase activity. Gene Ontology annotation, biological process: secondary metabolite biosynthetic process.
CAUUUUCAAUCGCCAGAGGUAUUAUUAAAGAUCGGGAAGGUAUAAAAUGGGCAAUUCCUAUCGUAUACUGCCGCCUCUCACCGCUGUGCCGAUCCGGUAGUCGUUGCGGAUUUCCUUGAUGAAGGUCAAAAAGACGGACCAGACGCCCUCGGGAGAUGCUGUUCUAUCCGGACUUCAUAUUUGCAUAGUCGGCGGCGGCGUGGUCGGGCUUGUCGGCGGCAUCUUCCUGCGCCAGUAUGGGUUCCGAGUGACGAUACUCGAGAGGGACACUACUCUCAAAACCAUCGGUGCUGGUAUCCAGCUGCACCCGAACGCCGUGCGGGUGCUUCAGGACCUCGGAAUCUACGAGAAGAUCCGCUCGAAAUCCGUCGUUCCCCCGUCCAUCAUCCUCAAAGAGUAUACGACGGGAGAAAUAUUACAUAACCAAGACUUGUUAGAGCCGGCAAGGAAGUACGGCGCCCCGGUCCUGACCUUGCAUCGAGGUGACCUACGCGGACUCUUGUACGACGGGGCCGUCGCAGAGGGGGUCGACGUCAGGCAUGGAGUCAGCAUCGAUCUCGGCGACAUAGACCUGGUCAACGGUGUUGUGAAGCUAUCCGGCCAGUCUGAGGUGCUUCGUGCCGAUCUAAUUAUAGGCGCAGACGGCGCGCACUCGGUUGUCCGAGAAGCCUUGGCAGGGCGAAAAGACGAGGCAGUCCCUCACGGCAAGGUCGUCAAUCGGAUCCUGAUCGAGGAGAAGGCUAUAGCAGCGGUGCCAAGCCUACGGUAUCUGGUCGAGAAACCCAACAUUAUCGUGUGGUUGGGCCCCGAGUGCCAGGCUGUCACCUAUGUACUGGACGGCACGUUCAACAUUGCCUUCACUUGGCCGUCAUCCUUGGACCCUAACGAUAUGUUUUUCGGUCCCCAACCGGUGGACUUGGACGAGUUCCGGUCCCGUCUCGACAAUUGGGAGCCCGAGCUUCGCGAUCUUGUCGGCCUUGCAGAGCACUCUCUACGCUGGAUGCUCUUCGAGCCCAUAGUAGAUGACAAAGAGACGCCAUGGGUCGAUACGCGAGGCAAAUUUUGUAUCGUCGGCGAUGCUGCCCACCGGGUGCUACCGUAUCUGGCACAGGGGGCGGCCAUUGGCAUCGAGUCGAUUGCGCUCCUGGCGCAUCUGCUAGCCAAGGUGGAGGACAGGGGCCAGAUCAAGGACUGUCUGGACAUCUACCAACGUCUCCGCAAGGAGAGGACCAGCCAGAUCAGCCGUGCGACGCUGAAGAACGGGCGAAACUGGCAAAUGGCCGACGGGCCCUUGAAAGAGGAACGGAACAGGGUGUUUUUGACGGAAGUCCCGACGGCGGGAUUUCCCAACCUGUUGGCGGACCCGUUCUUCCAGGAAUGGCUAUGGGGGUACGACGCGUCGAAAGCGGCCGACGAGGCCUGGUCGCGAUACAAGCCAGUCCGGGAAGGGAAGGAGUUGAAGGGCAAGGGGUAAGAACUUGAUAUACCUGGCGUGGGAAGCAUGGAGGUGGGUGUGAAGGUGGGUAGGUAGGUAGACAGGUAGAUGGAUGGGUAGGUAAGUAGGUAGGU